This is a messenger RNA of Suricata suricatta (meerkat), 1436 nucleotides long. RefSeq names its product keratin 24 (gene KRT24). The record is from RefSeq and is a predicted model, not a curated record. The coding region runs from base 26 to 1192 and encodes 388 amino acids. The transcript is spliced from 9 exons. Gene Ontology annotation, molecular function: structural molecule activity. Lineage: Eukaryota; Metazoa; Chordata; Mammalia; Carnivora; Herpestidae.
AGGAGGUUUUGGUGAAAAGCAAACAAUGCAGAACCUUAAUGACCGCCUGGCCAGUUACCUACACAAGGUCAGAGCCCUGGAGGAGGCCAACACUGAUCUGGAGAACAAAAUCAAGGAGUGGUAUGACAAAUUUGGGCCUGGGUCUGGAGAUGGUGGAUCUGGAAAAGAUUACGACAAAUACUAUCCAGUAAUUGAGGAUCUCCGGAAUCAGAUCAUUACUGCCACUAUUGAAAAUGCUGGGAUCGUUUUGCAGAUUGACAAUGCCAGACUGGCUGCUGAUGACUUCAGACUGAAGUUUGAGAACGAGCUGAAUCUCCGGCAGGCCGUGGAGGCCGACAUCAAUGGCCUUCGGAAAGUCCUGGAUGACCUGACCAUGACACGCUCGGACCUGGAGAUGCAGAUUGAGAGCCUCACCGAGGAGCUGGCCUACCUGAAGAAGAACCACGAGGAGGAAAUGAAGACAAUGCAAGGCAGCUCCGGCGGGGACGUGACUGUGGAAAUGAACGCCGCCCCGGGCACCGACCUGACCAAGUUACUGAAUGACAUGAGGGCACAGUACGAAGAACUGGCGGAGCAAAAUCGCCGCGAGACGGAGGAGCAGUUCAACAAGCAGAGCGCAUCACUGCAAGAACAAAUUUCUACUGAUGCCGGAGCAGCCAGUUCCGCCAAGAACGAGAUCACAGAACUCAGACGUACUCUUCAGGCCCUGGAAAUUGAGCUUCAGUCCCAAAUGGCCAUGAAAAGCUCCCUGGAAGGGACCCUGGCUGACACAGAGGCCGACUACAUGGCUCAGCUGUCAGAGAUCCAGAGGCAGAUCGGCGGCCUGGAGGAGCAGAUCUGCCAGAUUCGGGGUGAGACCGAGUGCCAGAACGCAGAAUAUGAGCAACUGCUGAACAUCAAGACCCGCCUGGAGAUGGAGAUCGAGACCUACCGCUGCCUGCUCGACGGAGAGGGAGGUGGUUCUGGUUUUGGAGGAUCUGAUUAUAGAAAAUCGGGAUCCAGAAAUACAGGAUCCAGAAACAUGGGAUCUAGGGAUUUGUCCAUGUCUGGUGACUCAAGAUCUGGAAGCUGCUCUGGCCAAGGAAGAGAUCCAAACAAGACAAGAGUAACAAAGACCAUCGUGGAGGAGGUGGUGGAUGGCAAGGUCGUCUCCUCUCAGGUCAGCAGUGUUUCGGAGGUGAAAGUUAAGUAAGCGAUUUCCAGAUCAGCAAGAGUGUCGUUCAGAGAAAUAAUGAAAGGACCCAAACGAAGAAAUCACGUCAAUCUUUCUAGUCAUCUUCCUGGAUGUCUUCAGGGAAGAGAUCCCAUCCUGAAAUAGCCGACCAAAUAAUUUUUCCGCAUCCUCUUCUUUUCUUACCCAGAAUGCUCUUGAAAAUGUUGAAAUGACAAUUUUGCUCUGUUUCCCAUGCUUCAAUAAACUUACUUUGGCAAGUUAA